GCUCGGGCCCCAGGGAUGCUCGGGCCACCGGGCAGCGCCCCCCUGCGCACUAGUGCGCAGGCGCGGCGCGCUUGUCCCGCCCCCGCCCCCCUCCACGUGCGGCGCACACCUCGCGCUCCCUUCUGCUGGGCUCGCCUCGCGCCUCCCUCCCUCCCUCCUCCCGCCCCUCCGGUCCGGGCUUCCCAUUGGCUGCGGGCUUCGUCCCUCCGACCGCAGCCCGGCAGGCCCCCACCAGGCCGGAAGUCCCACCCCACGAGUGGCUGUCCGUAUCGUCGAUUGGCCCAGACGUCUGUCAGUCCGGGCGGCUGGCCCGAGUCGGCGGCGGGGGCCCGCGGUCGGUGCGCGACCCGGGCUGGCGGUGGUUUCCGGUUCCGCGGGGCUGGCGGGCGGGCGGGCGGCCGUGAGCGGCGGCGGCGGCGCCUGACAGACAAUGAGGGCGGCGGGGCGGCGCUGAGCGGCGGCGGCGGCGGCGAGCAACGCGGGGCCCGGGGGCGGGGCGGGGCGCCAGCCAUGGACAAUCAGUGCACUGUCCAGGUCAAGUUAGAGCUGGGACACCGCGCCCAGCUGCGCAAGAAGCCCACCACGGAGGGGUUCACGCAUGACUGGAUGGUGUUCGUCCGCGGCCCCGAGCAGUGCGAGAUCCAGCACUUCGUGGAGAAGGUGGUCUUCCGGCUGCACGACAGCUUCCCCAAGCCCAAGCGGGUGUGCAAGGAGCCCCCCUACAAGGUGGAGGAGUCGGGGUAUGCUGGCUUCAUCAUGCCCAUCGAGGUGUACUUCAAGAACAAGGAGGAGCCGAGGAAGGUUUGCUUCACCUACGAUCUAUUCCUGAACCUGGAGGGCAACCCGCCCGUCAACCACCUGCGCUGCGAGAAGCUCACAUUCAACAACCCCACCGUGGAGUUCCGGUACAAGCUCCUGAUGGCCGGCGGGGUGAUGGUAAUUCCUGAAGGAGCAGAAACGGUGUCCAGGCCCAGCCCCGACUACCCCAUGUUACCCACAAUUCCACUCUCUGCCUUCUCUGACCCCAAGAAGACCAAACCGUCCCACGGCUCCAAGGAUGCCAGCAAGGAGAGCAGCAAGGCCUGCAAGGCCCACAAGGCGACCAAGGAGCACCGGGAGCGGCCGCGCAAGGACUCAGAGAGCCGAGGCACCUCCAAGGAGCCGGAGCGCGAGCAGGCCCGGAGUGCCAAGGACGCGGCGCGGAAGCUGGGCGAGGGCCGGCCACCCAAGGAGGAGAAGGCCCCGCCGCCCAAGGCUGCAUUCAAGGAGCCCAAGAUGGCCCUGAAGGAGACCAAACUGGAGGGCAUGUCCCCCAAGGGCGGGCCCCCACCACCGCCCCCGCCCAAGUCUUCCAGCAAGAGGCCGGCCACUGCCGACUCACCCAAGCCCAGCGCCAAAAAGCAGAAGAAGAGCAGCUCCAAGGGGUCGAGGAGUGCCCCCAGCACCUCGCCCCGCACCUCGUCUUCCUCCUUCUCGGACAAAAAGCCGGCCAAGGACAAGGGCAGCACCAAAGGGGAGAAGGUCAAGGCCGAGAACGAGUCCAGGGAGAUCAAAAAGCCCCCGGAAGUGGAGGAGUCCAACUCGGAGGACGAGGCCUCCUUCAAGACUGAGUCUGCCCAGUCGAGUCCAUCCAAUUCCAGCUCCAGCUCUGACUCCAGUUCAGAUUCGGAUUUUGAGCCGUCUCAGAACCACAGCCAAGGACCCCUGCGCUCCAUGGUAGAGGACCUGCAGUCUGAGGAAUCUGAUGAGGACGACUCUUCGUCAGGCGAGGAAGCCGCCGGCAAGACGAAUGCAGGGAGGGAUUCCAGGUUGAGCUUCAGUGACAGCGAGAGCGACAAUAGCGGAGACUCCUGCCUGCCUAGCCGGGAGCCCCCUCCACCCAAAAAGCCACCUCCACCCAACAGCAAGGCUUCAGGCCGCCGGAGCCCGGAGCCCUGUGGCAAGCCAGAGAAGAUCCUCAAGAGGGGCACCUACGACAAGGCCUACACUGAUGAGCUGGUGGAGCUGCACCGGAGGCUGAUGGCCCUGCGGGAGCGCAACGUGCUGCAGCAGAUCGUGAACCUGAUCGAGGAGACCGGUCACUUCAACGUCACCAACACCACCUUCGACUUUGACCUCUUCUCCCUGGACGAGACCACCGUGCGCAAGCUGCAGAGCUACCUGGAGGCUGUGGCCACAUGACCCUGGGCCGGGUGCCGGGCCGCAUCCCUGGGGUCCUGGGAGGCCACGUCCGGGCCCCGCCUUCCCCCUUCUCUCGACUCACCCGCCCGCAGCACUGCCUUAGUGACCGCCCUGUCCUUGGCCCACAUGGCCAGCUGCACUUUCCUCAUUGGGAGCCCUGGGGCAGAGGGGGGCCAGGCUGGCGCUGCUGCUCCCCGACACCCAGGGCUGUCACCUGGGCCCCCCUGGGAAAGCGGCUUGUAUUGGAGGCGGCACCAGGCCUCACUCCUGAAUGGGAGGAAGCGUGCCCUGUGUUGGGGGCCUGGCUCCACGGUGGGGCGUGUGGCACAGCUUCACUGCCCAGGCCCUCUGAGCAGCGGGGGCCCUGCCUCCAGCCUCUCCAAACGGUUCAGAACAUGCGCCGUGCUCCAGGACCUCAGAGGGCCCCCACUGCACCUGGACGGGCCCCACUCAUCCUCCCGUGAGCUGACACGGUUCCGUGGCGGCUCUCACUGUGCUGGGACUCGUGCUGUAUAGUUCUCUCCCUAUUAUAUAUAUACGUCUGCACUGUAGGUACCAGAGCGGGUUCCAGAUGUGUGUUUCCGUGGCAGCAGUGCACGUUGGGGGGGUGGGGGGUGUGUAAGGCGGGACUUGUAGGUUAAGAUGUCUCCACUGGUCGUGUUGUUGUCGGGCUGGAGGCCGAGCCGGAGCGCCAGCCGGCCCCUCCAGGGGUAGGGAGGACGCCUCUCCCUUCCCCCGGCCGGUGAACACUACGCGCCGCCAUCUCCGGAAGCAGCCCCCGGCCCGGGGCUCGUCCUCUUCCUCCUUCCAUAGGAUCCUCUUCCUUCUGUUGACCGAGUCUUCAAACUUUGAAAAAAAAAAUGAGCUUUUGCCAAAUAAGACGGGAUAGUUUGUGGAGUGUUUUGCGGAGCGUCAGGACUCAGAGCCAACCCCUCAUGUCUGGGCCCCGGUGGGCAGCGGGCCCUCCCACCCCUGCGAGUCGUGCCAGUCCAGGGCCAGAGACCCAAUGCCUCGCACGCCUGAAACUCUCCAAGGGCCAAGCCAGCUCCUCCCCACCCCCAGCCGGAACGUCCUUGUGGGGAAACUCCUGGGCCUGGGGGCCUGUUUGUGCAGCCUCUGCUCUCCCAGACCUCGACUCCAGGCUCCUCUGGCCCCCACCAGCUCCAGGAGAGGAGGCCUGGACCAGAGCUGGGCUCACCUCCUCUCCCACCACCGUUGGAUGGCCCCUUCUCUUCCCAGUUCGUGAGUACUCACGUGGGGUGCGCCAAGACCCCCUUCCCUGUGGCCCCCGAGCAUUGUCAGUACUCCGAUUUCGUCUGUCAGGCAGACCCCCAACACUCCCUCAGGAGCCCCGCCUCCAAGGCUUCCCCAAAAGCCAGCCUUGCUGGUGAGACCCCAGGACCUGGGGAGGCCCAAGAACUUUCCGAGGAAAACGCCGUGACGCCUCGCCAUCUGCUCUGAAUCUCUCCCAGCCCCACUGCCUCAAGGUAUCAGCAAGAAGGCACGCCCGUGUGGCAGGCUCCGUGCCACCACCCGUUUCCCCAGGCAGGCCAACAAUACUCCGAAGUGGGGCACCUCUCCUCUGGAAACUAAGACAUUGGACAGAAGGGACUGGCCUGAGGGCAGCAGCUGCCGGGCCCUCUGUGCACAGAGGCCGCUGGGGUCACGGGUGGGAGCCUCAGUCCAAGGGCGCUAGUCGUUUUCCUUCUCGAGGAGCUCCUGACUCAGUGACUCGGGCAGCUGUCUGCUCAGGAGCCGGGCUCUGCGCCGGAGGCAGCUAGAGGAAGGCUGGGCUCGUGGGUCUGCCCUUAGCAGCAGCAGCAGAAGCUGGCCCUGCCUCUGAUUUCUAGGGCCUUCAGAAGCACCAACCCAUUUCUGUUACCUCCUCUGGCCAGAAGGCCCCUGUGCUGUCCUCUGGACCUACUCUGGGCUCAGUGCUGGCCCUGCAACCACCUGAUGGACGUGCCAGGCAGCCAGGGCCCUGGCCACGGCAUUCCCAGCUGCUCCCCCACCCCAGCCCCAGCUGCCUGGCAGCUGGGCCCACCAGGGCUCUGGGGAACACUUCCAUAGGAAGGGCCGGCACUUUGUGAUGGCCGCGUGUUUAGUGUUAACCCCCUUACCCCCAGUGCAAGUCCCCGUGUUUUGCUCUCUCCUGAACAAAAUGUAAACCGACGCCUGAAAGCAAAAGGUAUCGAAUACCUUUCUUACCCACAAGGGUUUUUUGUUUUUGUUUUGUUUUUUGUUUUGUUUUUUUUUUUUUACAAAGAAUGUGUCUCACUAGGAACUAGGACACUCAUCAACCUGAGACCAACUCCUGGAUAAAAAGAAUAAAGGAGAAUUGUGUUUGUAAUAAGUCA
This is a messenger RNA of Bubalus bubalis (water buffalo), 4538 nucleotides long. RefSeq names its product MLLT1 super elongation complex subunit (gene MLLT1). The transcript is spliced from 12 exons. Bases 16 to 2181 code for a protein of 721 amino acids. NCBI's taxonomy places the organism in Eukaryota, Metazoa, Chordata, Mammalia, Artiodactyla, Bovidae. The record is from RefSeq and is a predicted model, not a curated record. Gene Ontology annotation, cellular component: super elongation complex. Gene Ontology annotation, biological process: regulation of DNA-templated transcription.